Molecule: messenger RNA, 2636 nt
Organism: Asterias rubens (European starfish)
Lineage: Eukaryota; Metazoa; Echinodermata; Asteroidea; Forcipulatida; Asteriidae
Exons: 9
Coding region: 450-1724 (424 amino acids)
Source: RefSeq, a predicted model, not a curated record
AAAAGCACAUUAGCUUUUUUUCAGGGGUGUUUUAUAUUACUGGUUUAGCACAAAAAACGGCUGACCUGCCAAGAAUUUAAAACAAAUCAGAAGUGUAGUGGCGGUCUGAAAAUGUAUUUAAUUGGUUUGCAAGAGGCUGGAGACUUUAAAAAAAAAAUUGAGUAUUUUUUCAAUAUCAACAUGGAGGUAGUCAGUAACUUUUUAUUGCAGUUUAUGGCCCUUUUCGAAACCACGGCUUCGAUUUGGAUUCCGAAGCCCCGAGUGCGUACAUUCUCAAAACAACCACGGGGCUAUAAAGCUAGCCUGAGUCGAAUCCAAGGCUGAAGCCGUGGUUUCGAAAAGUGCGCGGCUCUGCAGCUGCUGUGUUCAGAGCCGUAUGUUGUGUUGAUAACGCCCUCUAUUGACAAAUCAACUUCUGACAGCUGCAAAACAAUAAAUUAAAAAACAAGAUGGCAGCCAACGGGGGUGUGGGGCUAAACAACCGAGCGGAGAGUACGUUUCGUCGGAUGAUCUCCGAUAUAAUAAUGGAGAGGGGGAAGGUGAACUGUGCAGAGACAGUCGAAGGUACAAUAGGAGAUUUACAAACGAUGACGAGAGAUGGGUUUGUGCACAUUCCAAUGGAGGUGAACUGCUUCUGGACUCAAGUCUUCGCUCAACAUUUUCUCACAGCGUCUGAUGAACACAGAGACGACAUGCUGUUUUUUGUUUAUCGUCACAGUGCAUCAAAUAGAGCAGAACGACAGACAAGAAUGGAGGUCUAUCGCAAAGACUCCAAGAACCUACCGAGUUUAGGAGAACCAAAUAUAGACUGGGAGGAAUCGGUCUACCUCAAUCUUAUACUACAACAGUAUGACUACAUUUUAACGUGUGCUGUGUGUACCAAGACAGCGGAUAGUCUGUCCGUCCUGAAGAAGCAUUCUCAACAGGUCUACGCUUCACCAUCCAAGAGGAGGAUGGACACCAAGGGGGAGGAGACCGCCGUCUCGUACCCCAACAUCUUCUUCAUGAUCGACAACUUUGACGAGGUGUUUGGUGAUGUAAUGGUUGAAGAAGGACAGCUUAUAUGCGUAGAGGUCGUCGCAGCAGAGAAACAAGGUCACUAUCGUAGCGUUAUAUUUCUAGGCUCGGUGAGGUACGAAUCGCUAAGGAGGGUGUAUGAAGCCAGGGCGAGUGUAACUUCCAGAGUAGCUGCUUCCAUGGGGCUUUACGGUCGUGGAAAGAGCCGUGUAGAGUUUAUCCGAAUGAAGGGGCCAGAGGGCAAAGGUUACGCCGAGGUCGCCGUCAGUAGACACCACCGGGUCGGUUCUAUAGACUACAGCAGUAGUGAAGAUAUGACUAGCGGGAUUGAGAGUAAUGCAGAGUCACCAACAGAAGAGUGUAAACCAAUUAUUAGGCAACCGAAAGAUGCAGCUGCAAAUAACAACCACAUCAAGCCGGCACUAAGGAAGUCUCGUUCAGACAGUGAAACGUUAGGUCAGCUUGACGAAGACAGAAGAACGAGAGACGAGGAGAGAGCUAUGUCAGAGGAUGAGCAAGGUAUUACCGAAGGUUGGAGAAAUCGAUGGUUGAGACGGACGUCGAGUGCUCUCCGUCGCUUCAAGAGAACCCAAGCUGCAAGUGUCAGACAGCUGACUCUUAAUGUUCACUUAACGUACGUGACGCUACCGUGGCAUCGUAUUAUAGGAGAUGUCCUUGAAACUCAGAAGCAGCCCGUCCUAAGCUAGUACAGAGUUCAACUCUCGUCUAGUUUCUUGCCAACUCAGGAUAUCAUUCUCCUCCCGGCGUGACAUCAACCCUUAUCGACCUCCUCCAGCGGGCACUGAGGCCCCGCCCCCUCCUAUAAGAAGGUUGUUUUUAUUUUUCUACUCCUUCGACUAUUUGCAGGUGUUGUUUAAGAGUAGACUCCCUGAGUGGUGUUCCUCAUAGUCCAAGAAGUAGCGCUCAAAUUUGAGAGAAAAAAAACCUCCAAGACCACCUGUAGCUCAAUAUUAAGGGGUCUGGGUACGUUUUGUAUGACACAAAACACAGUGUCCACAGGUUUACAUUAAAGGGACACGUUGACUCGAGUUAGUCUAUGAAAAGCGAUUGUAACGUAGUAGAAAGCUUCCCUUGAAAUAUAACUUGCUGAGGUGCUGUAGUGUUUUAGAAAUGGGUUAAACAAUGUCAAAGAAAGAAUGUCUGUCUCCUGGAAACAUUGCUCCGCGAUUUUUUUUCUCAAAAACUUGACAACUAUUGAAGCUGAAACUUCUACAGGUCAAUUAAUUACAAACGUGUACAUCCUCAUUCUCAGUGAGAGAAGGGAUUCAUGUCAUGGCCAAAAAGCUUAUUUUAAAAAAGGUGUCAAAAACCCUUUAACCCGACCAGAGUACUGGUUACACGAACAGAGCACUGCUUACCACUUAAACAAUUAAACUGUUUGAGUGUAAAAAAAAAAAGCACUAAAGGGGGUCAUUCAUAAACACUACCGAAGUUGGUUUAACUCAUGGUUCAACCCAAUUGAGUUCAACUCUGUGUGAACGUUACUAAAGUUAGUCUGAAUCGGGUUCAACCCAUAAAAGUUAGACCGUCCAGCGAGGGGGUUUAUCUUUAGACCGCUUCGGGUUUAUCUUUUAACACUGUGUGUGGACAGAAUUUAA